AUUUGACAAAAGAAGCGGAAUUUGGAACCUAAAUGCAGGCAUAGUCGAAGAAUUGCCAGCAGAUUUAAUCCUAGGAACAAACUUCAUGUUAGAAUAUAACGCAGUAGUGGACAUGAAAGGAAGACAAUUUGCUCUACAGAACGAAAUGACAGGACAGUUAACGAUAGUACCUUUGACGACCUAUGGCAAUAUACACUAUAAUCCAACUCAAGUUAAUGUCAUAACCCUGAUGGAAGUUGAUGAACCAAACGCAAUGCAAAUAGAUCCACCAGACGACCAUCCUGAUUGGCAAUGCGAAAAAGGACCUAAAAGUUAUAAGUGCAUAAGAGGUUACCCUCCAGAGGAUAAUGUGCCACCAUGUGAGAAGUGUAGACUGAAACUUAGAGAAGAUGAUGAAUGGUUGGCAGCAAGUUCAGCAUUUAAUCAAGAAAAAGAGGCAUGGCACACAAAUAGUUGGGAUAAACUUCGUAAGAAAAGGGAAAGUGAUGAAAAGAUCGAUGAAGCUUAUGAAUUGUUUCCUAAAGGUGCCACGUUGAAGCCAAAUGGACAAGUGGUUGUGAAGAAUAUGGCCAUUGGUGAAGUAGGAAUGGAUUGGACCAAGUAUCAUCCAGAAUGGCGACCAAAGAAGGAGAAAAGGAAGGACAUUCUCUACUACCAUAGAACUGCCCAAUGGAAAGGAAUGUUUGUCGACACACCCGAGGUAGUGGCAAGGAUUCACGCCCAGCAAGAGGAAUUACAAGAAAUUAAAAGGCAGUACCAGGAAUCCCAGAAGCAAGAAGCACAGAAAACAAAUACUUACCAGGUUGAUGUACCUUAUGUUGUGCAUUAUCAGAAGAUGCGAAAAGUUACCUGCAAAAUUGAAGAUGAAGGAUGUCAGAUUGGUGAUGACUAUGUUGAAUGGAAGGAUAUACGGAAAUUUCAGCAAGAUUUCACCCGAAGACCAAAAUACCAACAGAAGCCUUAUCAUUACAAAGGACCCGACACGCAGUGUUGGUGUGGAGAACGUAUGGAAUCACCAAAAGAACAUUGUAGCAUUUGUGUUUGGAAAAUACAGACAUGCAGAACUAUUACGCUCUUACCUGACGAAAAGUGGGAAACCAGAGGAAUCCUCCAAGCUAGAAAAUGGACCCCAAAGGCAGAGCUUCCUACUCCAGUUCAUCAGGGCUUUAUCCUCUAUUCGAAUGAAGACAUGUUAAUAUGUGGGCAAGAGUAUGUUCCAACUGGUAUUGAAAUCAAAGUACCUGAAGGCAUGUCUGCAAUGGUUAGUUCAUUGGACAACACAAGUAGCUACAUCGUUCCUGCCACACUAAUCCAAACGCACGGUCAGAUUAAAGUCCCUGUAAUCUCCACCUAUGGUGCUCACAUAUCAGCAAAACAGCCCAUAGCCAAACUUACCUUCCUACAAAUUGCAGGAGCUCAACUAGUCGCAGCUGGACAACAGAAAGAAUCUAAACCAUCGCCAUUCAUGAAGAAUUUGACACCUGAUCAAGAUGCCCAAGUGCAAGCCUUAGUGAAAGAAUAUGAUGACAUUUUUGCAGAAGAUUUAAUCGAACUCGGACAAACAACACAUAUUAAGCAUCAAAUUCCAACCCUACCUGGUGCAGUAGCAUAUUCAAAAAGGUAUCGACAAUCCUGGGAAAAUGAAGACUUUAUUACAGCUGAAGUAGAACGAAU
Messenger RNA from Paraglomus occultum, 1674 nucleotides. NCBI's taxonomy places the organism in Eukaryota, Fungi, Glomeromycota, Glomeromycetes, Paraglomerales, Paraglomeraceae. The record is from the annotation of a GenBank genome assembly.